AUGCAUUACAGUCCAGGUGCUCCGAUCUUAAGAUCUGGUGAUCUUAUCAACUGGGAACUUAUCGGUCAUUCUGUGCCCAGUCUCGAUUUCGGCGAGAAGUACAAUCUGACGAAUGGCCAUGCAUAUAGAGGUGGAACGUGGGCGUCUACGAUGAGGUUUCGUGAGAGCACCGGGCUUUGGUACUGGAUCGGCUGCGUUGACUUCUGGUACACUUACAUUUAUACCGCCAAGGACGCCACCGGACCAUGGACCCGCGCGGCUGUGCUUCCAGGCGGCACAUGCUACUAUGACUGUGGCCUCCUUAUCGAUGACGACGAUACCAUGUAUGUCGUAUACGGCGCCACGGACGUGUCUAUAGCCCAGCUAUCUAAAGACGGACUCAGCCAGGUAGAGACCAAACACAUCUUCAGUGCCUCUGAUGUAGGGAAAGACGGAAUCGAAGGAAAUCGCAUGUACAAAAAGGAUGGGCUCUACUAUAUCCUUGACGACCAUCCAGGCGAUAUUACCUAUAUAUGGAAAUCCGAAAGUCCCUGGGGUCCUUAUGAGAGCAAGAUACUAGUUAACGGUGUUAAAUCUCCAGUGUCUAAUGGCGGAGCUCCGCAUCAAGGAAGUCUCAUUCAGGCGUCAACAGGUGAUUGGUACUACAUGUCUUUCACAUGGGCAUAUCCAAAUGGCCGUAUACCUGUUCUGGCUCCAGUAAAGUGGGGUGAUGAUGGCUUCCCCUUUUUUGUUGCUGACGAGUCUGGUGGAUGGGGUUCAUCUUAUCCGGCGCCACUUCCUGUCGAAGCCGUCCAAAAAUGGACUCGUACCGAUACUUUUGAUGACAGCACUUUGGGCCCAGACUGGGAAUGGAAUCAUAAUCCUGAUGAGACAAAGUACAAGAUUGGCAAUGGCGGGGUGACUUUAUCAACUGCGACUGUGACGGACGACUUGUACGCAGCACGCAACACCCUAACCCAUCGCAUUCAUGGAGAGUUCCCCGUCGGCACUCUUCAAGUUGAUUUUACUAAUAUGGCCGACGGUGACCGAUUUGGCCUUGCAGCUUUCCGGGAUCGCACUGCUUAUAUUGGUAUCCAUCGUGAUGGAUCCAAGUACACAUUAUCCGUCGUGCACAAUAUCACGCAGGAAGAAUCUGCAUGGAAUACGACUGGCCUCGGGAAUAUAGUAGCAACAAUAACAGAUAUCCCUAAAGAUAAGACAAUUUGGUUUCGGCGUCACUGGACGCUCGAGCGAGCGGUAGUUACGCGGCCAAUUUCUCAUACAGUAUAG
Messenger RNA from Daldinia childiae, 1269 nucleotides. RefSeq names its product putative beta-xylosidase. Gene Ontology annotation, biological process: carbohydrate metabolic process. The record is from RefSeq and is a predicted model, not a curated record. Bases 1 to 1269 code for a protein of 422 amino acids. The transcript has a single exon. Gene Ontology annotation, molecular function: hydrolase activity, hydrolyzing O-glycosyl compounds. Lineage: Eukaryota; Fungi; Ascomycota; Sordariomycetes; Xylariales; Hypoxylaceae.